AAAACAUAAAAAUCUCUGUAACUUUGCUCCUAUAACUACUUUUCCAGUGGCUAAGUUCGUCAUUCAUGGCUUCCACAUCCCCAAACUGCUUGUUUUACUUCUGCUCCCCUUCUUCAAUAUCCAACUCAACCUCAACCUCAACCACACAAUUGCCCUUAUCUUAUUCUCACUCUAUCUUUAAUGGGUGCAAUGGGAUUUCACUCACCAAAGCUUGGCCUUCUAGCUCAUCAAGAAUUUGUGCCAAGUUUGAACAGUUCCAAGGUGAGCCUCCCCAGGACAAUCUUGAAGAUACAACAUCACCAACCCUAGAAGCAUUUGAAGAAGAUGGUGAACAGGAGGAAGAAGAUGACAGCUGCUUGCCUUCUGACUUGGAGGGUGCAGUCCGGCAAUCGGGUGAAGCAAGUGCAACAUUUGUGUCUUCAGGAGGAUUGAGAGCCAUAGUUGAGCUUUUAAUCCCCCAACUGCAAUUUCUUGAUGAAGAAGGCGCACAAGCUGAGCUCUGGGAAUUGUCAAGGGUUUUCUUGGAUACGCUUAUUGAAGAAACUGGUGGGCAGAGAGUUAAAGCCAUAUUUCCUGAUGCUGGUGCCGCAGCACUUCUAAAAUACCGGUGGAAAGAUGCUGCUUUUGGAUUCUCCAGCUUAAGUGACCGAAAGCCGGUACAGAGUGAAGAUGAGAUUGUGGUUAUGGUUGUUCCUGAUUAUCAGAUGUUGGAAUAUGUAGAGAAGAUUGCAUCUACUCUCUCAGAUGAUCCGCCAAGGCCUCUCAUCAUGUGGAAUCCCCGUCUCAUCAGUGAGGAUGUUGGAGUUGGAUUUAAUGUUCGAAAGCUAAGGCGGUACUUUCUGAGCACUUUUACAACGGUAUACUCAAUGAGGCCUAUGCAGUCUGGUGCUGUCUUUAGGUGCUAUCCAGGGUCAUGGAAGGUGUUCUAUGAUGACAAGGAUAGACCAAACAGAUAUCUGCUUGCCAAAGAGCUCAUUAGGCGCCCGGAUGCCGAAGAACUUGAGAUGAUAUUUGGAAAUGUAGACGAGCAGUCAGAGCAGGGCCAAUCUUUGUUUGAUCAAGCGGCAGGGAUCUUCUCUUCACUAAAUCGAUUUAUGAGGGUCAUUUCAAGAUAGACUUUGUCUCUGAUCUAUCUCCUGCAUUGUAAUGUGUAUUGUGUACAAUAUUUUCUAGCACGAACCCUUGUAAUGUGUAUUUUGUAUAAUAUUUUCUAGCACGAACCCAAGUUGUGUUGCUUUACGUCUGCUGUUUUUAGUGAAAACAAAUGAAAGAAAGACAAACUACACAUUUUUUGUAUCACUGAAAUUGAGUGCAUCUGGCAUAUAAUUUCUUGAGCAA
This is a messenger RNA of Prunus dulcis (almond), 1338 nucleotides long. RefSeq lists its product as uncharacterized. Lineage: Eukaryota; Viridiplantae; Streptophyta; Magnoliopsida; Rosales; Rosaceae. The transcript is spliced from 9 exons. The record is from RefSeq and is a predicted model, not a curated record. The coding region runs from base 66 to 1115 and encodes 349 amino acids.